AUUAUAAUAUAUCGCGGCUGCUUGUCGACCUUGAAAUUUUCAAUGGCAAGAACAUCAAAUACCACUCCUAAAACCGGUUUCAUCACCUUUGCUCCAACGGGUUAUUACAGCAGUGCCAUUUUAUACGUUAUUUUACGACGCUGCAUUAUAUAAACGAAUUCGCGUACUCAGCUCCCUUAUAUUAUAUGAAUCAUACGUGUUUAUAAAGUCGGGUUCACUGCUUCCUUGACCCCGCUCUAGAAUAAAUUACGUCCACCCGGCAAUCGGCAUCAUUCGUUUCAGUGUGCGAGAGACUCGCGCGGCGUCAUGAGGCUCCCGUUCAUAUUUUUGUUUACAAUCGUUCUCAUACAAUACGGUGAUUGCGGCACGUGGUUCCCAGAUAUCGUCGGUAUAUUUGACAAGAAAACUACACAGCUGAAGAAUUAUGUGCGAGACAAAGGACGCAGUUUAAUAAAUUACGUUGGCAGUGUGCAAAAUAAAGUUACUUCUUAUUUUAAAUAUUCGCCUAAGGGAAGGAGUUUGGAAGUGACAACAGAAGAACAGAUUAAAGACAGGUUUGAAAUUUACUUAAAUGAAGCGGAAAUGUCUGAGUCUGAGUUGUUUGAAACUAUUGCUCCAGCUAAUAUGAAAUAUAAUUGCACGCCCGAUGAUCCUGCGAUUCAUAUGACGACGCCCCAAUUAAUAGCCCGUCAUGGAUACCCUGCCGAGUCCCAUAUGGUUAUUACUGACGAUGGAUACAUCCUCACGCUGCACAGAAUUCCUCAUGCCAAAAUGGGUAAUGGGAGCAGACACGUUGAAAGUCCUCGAAAGACUGUUCUUUUGCAUCACGGUUUACUCGGCAGCUCAGCAGACUGGGUGAUUGCUGGCCCCGAAAAAGGUCUGGCAUAUAUUUUGUCUAACGCCGGAUACGAUGUUUGGCUGGCGAAUGUCAGAGGAAACACAUAUUCGAGAGCUCAUAUAUCUUUAAGCUCUGACUGCCGGGCUUUUUGGAACUUCACAUUCCACGAGGUCAGUCAGCACGACUUGCCAGCUGUAAUCGAUUACAUAAUGGAGACCAAAGGAUGGGACGCCAAGCUAAAUUAUAUUGGACAUUCAAUGGGCACGUCAGUUUUAUUUGCUUUACUGUCAACUAAAACACAUUACAAUAAAAUUUUAAGAGCAGGCUAUGCACUCGCGCCUGUAGCGUACAUGUCGGAGGUUAAAAGUCCGAUAAGACUGUUGGCCAGAUACGCAGAUGACAUUGAAUUUUUACUAAAUUUACUUGGCCAGAAUGAGUUUCUGCCGCAGAACUCUGUCAUGCGAUGGCUGUCGAAGCACGCUUGCGAAAUAAAUCGUUACGAAGAAGCUAUUUGUGAAAAUUCCUUGUUUAUGCUUUGCGGGCAUGAUGAGAAGCAAUUCAACAGGACGCUAUUACCUCUCAUUUUGGGCCACGUCCCAGCUGGGGCUUCGACGAGAACUCUUGUCCACUACGCCCAAGAGAUUCGCAAUAAAGGCCAAUUCCAGAUGUUUGACUACGGCCAAGAUGGGAAUAUGAAACAGUACGGAACACCAACGCCUCCUCAGUAUCCCCUUCAGAAGAUCACCUUACCAAUCGCCCUGUUCGGUUCGCAAAACGAUUGGCUAGCCAGUACCACUGAUGUCACGAAACUAUACCAACAACUACCUAGCCUCAUCGAGAACUAUGUAGUGCCUUUAAAAGAGUUCAAUCAUAUCGAUUUUCUGUGGGCAAUUGAUGCGCCUAAGCUAGUGUACAAUAAGUUAUUAGAACUCUUAGAAAAAGGAGGUAGUAGGAAAGAGGUAAACGUAAACGACAUAGAUGUAGACGUAGAAAUCAUAACUAAUGAACUUGAUUAGUUUAGCUUUUAGGUCAACGCAUUUGUAAACGUAUUUUAGAUAAAAGACGAUAAAACUUGCGUUAGUGAAGUGAGAUAGCUUGGUAUUUUAAGACCAAUGUGAGAUUAGCUGUAAUAUUAUGUUUCAGGAAUAAAGUACAUAUUAUUCUUCUAUAA
This is a messenger RNA of Cydia pomonella (codling moth), 2009 nucleotides long. Its product is annotated as lipase 3-like. Gene Ontology annotation, biological process: lipid metabolic process. The transcript has a single exon. Bases 307 to 1854 code for a protein of 515 amino acids. Lineage: Eukaryota; Metazoa; Arthropoda; Insecta; Lepidoptera; Tortricidae. The record is from RefSeq and is a predicted model, not a curated record.